This is a messenger RNA of Penicillium salamii, 1518 nucleotides long. NCBI's taxonomy places the organism in Eukaryota, Fungi, Ascomycota, Eurotiomycetes, Eurotiales, Aspergillaceae. The record is from the annotation of a GenBank genome assembly.
AUGGGGUUUUUUGACCAUCUUCAGAAAGGAGGGGCCGGAGGCUUCUCUCUACAGCCCAAGAAAGCGCAAAUCCGCAAAGUCGUGCAGACUCGACCAGCUGCCCCUACCCGAUCUUUGACCCAAACCCCGGAGACUCGGUCCCCACGAGCCCAGCCCUCGGCCGAACGCAAUCAGAAAACGCAGUCGCUGAAAUCUCGAUCGGUCUCAAGCGACUUGGAAGCUCGCUCAGCGAAACGAUUGGGUACCCUCUCGCGUGUCCGAAAAAGACCGACGCCCGAACAGCGACUGUCCAGCGACGACGAUGCCAGCGAUAGCGAUGCCUCGUUCGAGGUGCAUAAACGUGCAAGGAUGAGCGCCAGUGCCGAGCCAGACCCGGAGCGGCGCCUCCGCUCCGUGAAGGCAUUCUCUGAAGAAGGUUCCAGGCCGUUUAAAAUGAUGCACGCUGCCGACAUAACGUCGGGCCAAAAGGCCGGCAAGUUCAAGCCUGCAUUCGGCGCUGAGGGCAAGCCCAAACAAAUCCUUUUGCAAUACCCCAGUGCUUCGCUCAAAGAAAGAUACGAAUCUGUUGUUCCCCGAGAAAACGACGAAUUUCGACCCAUCGACGACAUCGUGCAAGUUAUUGAAACGGUUUCCGACAACUACAUCCCCAGCGAAGCGGCAGACGAGUUCAAUGACGAGACAACCGGAAUCAAGCGUCGGUUGCGCCGGGCUUUGGCAGUCACGUCCGAGACUCAGUUCCUGGAUGCUGUGAACGAUUAUAACGAGGCUAUCCAGCGCCUGGUGAAAAAUGGCGGUCUUGCGAAGCAUUUGGAUGCUACAUUGCGCAUUGACCUACCAUGGGUAGAGCGAAUCCUCACCCAAAUCUACUCCCGCACGGUGUCCCCUCGCGUGGAGUCUCUGCGGCAAUAUGAGAACGGCACGGACAACGUUUACGGAGAGCUCCUCCCUCGUUUCAUUAGCACAAUUUUCAAGGAGACAAAACUGAAGUCCGGUCAGGUAUUCGUCGACCUGGGCUCUGGCGUAGGAAAUGUCGUCCUACAGGCCGCGCUUGAAAUCGGCUGUGAAAGCUGGGGAUGCGAGAUGAUGUCAAACGCCUGUGAUUUGGCAGAUUUACAACAAUCCGAGUUUAAAGCACGAUGCCGUCUUUGGGGUAUCGUGCCAGGCAAGACUCACCUUGUUCGAGGUGAUUUCCUCGAGCAAGAAAGCAUCAUCAGUGUCCUGAAACGAGCAGAUGUGGUGCUCAUCAACAACCAAGCGUUCACACCCCAGCUCAACAACGAGCUGAUCAACCACUUUUUGGAUAUGAAAGAGGGAUGCAAGAUUGUCUCCCUCAAAUCUUUUGUGCCGGCUGGUCACAAGAUCCAGUCUCGCAACCUGAACUCGCCUAUCAACCUUCUGCAGGUCCAGCAAAAGAAUUAUUGGUCAAAUAAUGUUAGCUGGACCGACGUCGGCGGUACAUACUUCAUUGCCACCAAGGAUAGCUCUCGACUGAAAGCUUUUAUUGAUCCUACGCCAUGA